CCGCUGUCGUGUCCAUUCGCUGAUUCCUGUUAUGAAAUUCGAACGACGUCGACGAAUAUGCGGCGAGUAUAUUCGUUGCUCGAUAGUUGCUCGUCGGAGCUCGAGUGCGUAUAAUCGAGUAGCUCGCGCCGGAAGCCACGGCAUCUCGAAACGAUUCCGAUAGAAAAUCACGAAUCGAUACUCGCUGAAUUAUUCAUUCGGCCUUUCAUUAACCAGCCAGCUGACCGUCCGAAAGUUAUACCCGCUGCGAGGGAAAAAAAUAAGUGUUUCUUGCGACGACGAUUUAACUUGCGGGCCAAACUUUCAUUUCCUGGCGAACGCUGAUAAGACGGUGCUCGCCAGGACGGGGUUGAACGGCAAUAACCUCUAGCCAGAUCUUGAAUAAAAUUUCUUCUUGGUCCUGGACGAAUUAUCAAACGGAUUACCAAAGGAUUAUAACUUCGGUUAAGUCGACGUGAUCCUGUCCUCGUCGUUGGCUACAUUGAUCCCGUUCCCGACGCUGUCCAACAAUAAUAUUUAAUUACUGCCAAGGUGUCGGGAGAGGAUCGAAAGUAACUGUGGAAGUUGCGAGAUAUCCGUACGGGGUGGUGUUAAAAGUUUAAUUCAUGCCCGCCACCGCCAACGUCCCGAGUAUCCUGCGCGGCAGGACGAUCUGUCAGAAGGGUCAGAAGAAGAAGAACGUCGCUUUCACGGAAUAUCUGACAGAGAUAAUCGGCUACGGAGGCGAUGACUUCUUCUCGGACGCCGAGGAGGAGGACGAGCAGGACCUGGCCGAGUCGUUCAACGGCGACGACGAUCCUCUGCCAGAUAGCGAGGAGGAACGAGCUUUGGGUAACCUGACGCGUGCCAACACGAACUUCAACACGAUCACUGCCAAUCUGACGGAGAUCGUCUCCACGAACGAGACGAGCAAAUCGUCGGCCACGAGAUCCUUCGCGUCCUUGAUGCUCGGAAGGAUACAGAAGGAUUCGGAGGGCAAGAAGACCACAUUGUUGGUUUCGGUCACGCCGUUCGGUGGCGACGAAUCUUUGCCCACUGCCAAAAGACCCAGUGACAAAAAGGUUAAUGGAUUCGUCAACGGGCUCGUCCCGUCCCCAUCUAAGUGCAAGAACGGCGAGAAUGCUGAUAAAUCGGAGACGACGUCGAAAGGCGUGAAGAAGAUUGACGGGGAGGCGAAGAAGGAUGAGAAGAAGGAGCAGAAGUAUCCCACGGGAAUGGAGAAGAUCGUGGACAUGCCUCUGAUCGCGUCCAACAACUUAAUCUCCGUCAUGCAGCGAAACGAGUCGACGAUGGAGUUGAACGCGAAGGAUAAAACGUUCGAGGUUAACGAGGCCAGCGCGGAAAAGACUCUGGAGAUGGGUAAAUCGGAGAAGAAGGCGGCGAACAUCGCUCGCAGUCCAGCGAUCAAGAAGACGGACAACGAGAAGCCGAAAGUUGCCCCGCAAUCGGUUCAAAAUGGCACCACGAUGGAGUACGAUUUUUCCAGCAGACUCGGGAAAAGAGGCGACGUUUUAGAGAAGGGUAUCGAACUGACCCUGACUCCUUUGUCAAAGAACGACACCGAGGAAUCCGCCGAGAGCGAUAGAUCCAUGAUUCAAAGAAAAGACGCUGGAAAAAUCGUCGAAACGUCCGAGAGCCGUAAAGUGGAGAGCGAGGCGGCUCCGACAGAGAAGAAAUUCACUUUCGAGGAAAGUAGAGAAUUGGCUGGCGAGCCGGAUGGAAAGGCGGACGAGGAAGAAGUGACGGAACCGCCGGCGCUUCCGAGGAGUCCGUUACCCAUCGAAUCUAGGCCUCCUCUUCAGGGUGACACGAGCAAACCAGUCGUCGCCACGGAACCGCGACCAUCUUUCCUUCACGGUGCGGUUCACGUCGAAACGAAAGUGAAACCCGUAGUUCCUCAAAAGCCUAUCAAUUUCUUAACCAAGAGUCCAGCCGCGAUUCCUGACGGAAAUGGCCCGACGAAGAAGAGCUACGUGCUGCCUCCACCUUCCGUUCAAAACGCGGUGAACAGGCCCGCUCAAAGUAUAGGUGCAAGCAGCGUCCCGUCUCAGGAGCACCCUACUUCCUGUCGAUCGAUAACCACCAAAGACAAGCUCCAGGAACAACCUUCGAGUCCAGGAGCUUUCACCGAGAUGACGACGAAAGACGCGGAGACGAAUCGAAUCUCGCGGAUUCAGGAUAAUUCAAAGACCGUCUGUCAAGCGAUCGAACCCCCGACGAAAUCGGCGCCCACGGAAACCGCAGUGUCGAAAGUCUCCCCGGGAGUCAAUACUAAGAUGGCGCCUUUGAGCGUGGCCAGGAAACAAGCCGCGGAUGGCGGAGAUAACGAGAAUCUAGAUGUAGAAGAAGAAGUUCUGGACGCGCAGUGUUUGGCAGCGGAGUCGAUACGGUCGCCGAACAAAAGGAGAAUGGCACCCAAGCCACCGGCGGCUGAUUUGGCGGAGGAAUUGACCCCGAGCUCGACGUUGUUCGCCAGGAAUCCCGGGGCGAACUUUAAGUCGGACUCGCCGGUUGUCAGGGAGAAAGAAAAGAGGGAAAGAGCGUCCUCCUGCAGUCCGAAGUUCCGAAAAGCAGUCUCGGAUCUGCCAGACCCUACCAAUUCGCAAACGUCCGAUCCUGCCUCGAGGAGAACGAUAUCCUUGUCGCAGGACAGUCUGACUAGUGGACAGGAAGCUAGGGAAGAGAAAAAGAGGGGCAGAUCGCGUUUCUCUUUGAAGCGGUUCCUCAGGAUGGGCUCGAGAAAGGACGUGGACAUGAUCAACGGACACGCGUCCAAUUCGAGGAUCGACGAGAUACCAUCGACCCCGCAGCCGAAACCACGCUUGGAGAUCAUUCAUCCGCUCGAGCUGGACGGCGCUGCCGUCGAAGUGGUGGGGAACGAUAGGAUCAGCAGGAUAAGCGAGGAUCAACCGGAUUCCUGUGGUCCUAGAAACGACGCGGCAAGAGCAACUCGAUCGCCACCGAUGUCCACCGGAUCUCAUGCUACCGCGAGACCCGGAAAACCACCACCGCCGCCAAGGAACCAGUCCCUGGAGGAUUGGUCGAGACUGGAUGCAGCAAGUAAACCGGUCAGACCGCCACCGCCACGCGUUGAGAGCAAACAAUUACCGGCAAGAAGCGACAACAAACCGUCGAAAUCAUCGUCCUCCUCAUCGUCGUCAUCGUCAUCGUCAUCCUCAUCGUCCUCGUCCCCGUCAUCUUGGCAGCCUACCGCCUCGACCACCUCAGACUCGAUUUACGCGAAUCUGGCAGCGGAGGAUGUUACAGGUGAGGUGCGCAGCUCGUUGGCACCCUCGAAACCGCAAAGAACCGCCAGUAUGAGGGACCAAGCUACCUCGCAGCCGAUCCUCAAGAAACACGGCUCAUCCAGUCCGGCCCUUAAUCAAGAUUACGAGCCAGUCGCGGUUUCUGCACCACCCACCUCCGAUUCUCUGACGUCUAACGACAGUCAUGUUUACGAGUGCCUUUCUAGUUCGCCAGAGUGCGAUUCGAAUCUCGAGCUCCGACACGGGGGCGGAUCUCAUCUCACCUGCAAGAGGAAAUCCGACAGCAACGCGAUGGAACCCACUGCGGAAUUCAAAUUCCAUCAUCAGACGUUCGUCAGGUCGACUUCGCUUCCGUAUUGCGGUAGCGAGACCGAGAGCGAGUUGUAUGCACCGUACGGUUUUUACACUGGCGACGAGGGCCCCGAGGAGGAUCAGGACUGGAAGAAUAAGGACGACGAAUUAAGGAUAAGCCGAUUGAGGCAACGCAGAGGUCGCAGUAUAGUUCAUCGGAGCCUCGAGGAUAAUUACGGCGCCGUGGUCGUCGCGAAUCACGAGGCUCUCGCGCAAUUUCUCGAGCAGCUGAACCAAACGCCUCAAGUGCCAACCGGGCUGCGAGCACUGAAAAAUACGAAUCCCCGUAUAAGCCACUUCAACAUCGACGCCAAUACGUCGAUUACCGUCGGCAGAAGAAUAUUUUACUCGGCGACGUGGAACGAGAUGAACGUCACUCUCUGCGUCGCCUUCGAUCUGGCCACACACGUGUCACGGAAAGAAUUUUAUUUGGCACCUAUAAUCGAGUUUAUAGACAGCGUGCCGAAGGAAAUUACCGAGAAAGCGGGACUGGCUGGGAACAAGCAGCCCGAAGUGACCAUUUCUGUUCUACCCCGUCUGCAAGUAAGCACGAUACAAUCGUUCGGCGUCGCGACGACCAAGGACAUGCACGAGGAGGGAACGAUCAGAGAAGCCUCGUUUGUGCUUCUCCAAUUCGUCACCGCGUUGAAGAGCCUUCAAGCGAGAGGAAUCGAGGAGUCCGCGAGCAGUCUGAACAACGUGGUACUCUGCAGGGAGGACAAGGAUGCCUAUUACAGGCUCUACCUUCUUCAGGGAUUGAACGUGGAGACGAACGAGGAACGAGAAGAGGAUAGGGUCUCAUUGUGCCAGUGCGCCCUCGUCGCGCUUCGACAAUUGAACUUGACGAACAGGUUACCCUUGAUUCAGGAGCUGCUCAUGAGGGAAAAGGCGGUCACGUUGUCUCAGGUGAAAUCAGUCCUGGAAUUUUCUCUGUGGGGACCAGCGGACGUGACCCUAGGUGGACCACGAGAGAGGGAGGUCACCCUACAAAGAUGGCUCGAUCUGGAGAGAGCGAACGUUCUUCAUGCUCUAGUGAGGACGAGAACACCCCUGACCGUCACGGACGAAUACCAAUUGCUAUUCUUGGUUCGAACCAGCGCGAAAAUUAUGGGCCAAGCGUCAUUGCUGUUGGACGAGCAACGAACCAGGCUGGCCAAAACUCGCUAAUCGACCCUUUUUUCCGUGAACCAACCGAUGCCAAACGAACCGGCGAACGUUUCGUGGACAAAAUACACUUAUUCGAUGUUCGACCAACCUGACAGGAACGUGUAAGAUCUUCAAGCAAUACGCGAAAGCGAGCAGAAAGCGCAGGAUAAUCGUAAUUGUACAGAUCUGAUAAAAAUUUAGGACGAAUCGUAGGUAUUCGAGUGCGUGCCAAUGCUCAAAGUGCUAAAUCCGAUCGCGUGGAAUUACGCUCUCUAUCGAUCCACUUUUCAACGCGUGUCUUUUAUAAAUAAUUAUUUCCCAUCACUGUUUUAUGUAUAAUCUUAUUGAUUAUUUGUAUAAAUAAAUGCUCGAGAUAAUACGUA
Molecule: messenger RNA, 5146 nt
Organism: Osmia bicornis bicornis
Lineage: Eukaryota; Metazoa; Arthropoda; Insecta; Hymenoptera; Megachilidae
Product: serine/arginine repetitive matrix protein 2
Exons: 12
Coding region: 606-4784 (1392 amino acids)
Source: RefSeq, a predicted model, not a curated record